CCUGUGGAAUGCCUUCAAUGGAGCCAGAUUUUGACGAGCCAUCAGAAUCAUUACAAGCCGCUCUAAGUGUCAUGAACCCUGCCUCCUUCAGUAACUUGGAGGAUUUGGGAAUGACGUCAGAUGACUCGCCCCAUGCUGGAGAAGAUAGUACUGUGGAGCGAGAAGAGGGUGCCAGGGAUAAUGGAAGUGGGGGCGAAAAAUGCAGUGUGUGACAGUGAAGAAGACAAUGCACUGUCAGAGAGCGCAUCUAGUCCUCAAGGUGUUAGCGGACUAGUAGGAGGGUCACCAUCAAAAGGGGCACGAACAGCAAGGAGUAUGCUGCCAACAGAGACACACCAACCGCUUGUAUCACUGAUGAACAAGGAGAUCCGGUCAGGUGACACGUCUUGGAAGCAGUGUGGAAAUUGGGGGUCAGGAAACAGAAGCCAAUCUCUUUGAGAAGGCUGUUAUCCGAAGGAGACGGCCGCCCAAGCCACAAAGAAUAACGGCACCCUCGAAGAGGAACAUCCCUGAGGCAACCAUCAUUUGCCAAGAGUGUGGGAAGAGUUUUAUCUAUCCAUCUCAGCUGGAAAAUCACCUCCGCAUUCACACAGGAGAGAAACCUUUCAAGUGCUCUGAGUGUGGCAGGGCCUUCAGGUCCUUAGGAUACAUGACCACUCAUGUGAAAAAUCACUCUGAAGCGCGGCCAUUUAAGUGUGAUGAGUGUGACAAGGGCUUUCGGAAAAAGGCUGACCUGAAGAAGCAUCAGCUCAUCCACAUGGGUGCGAAACCACACAAAUGCACCAUCUGCGGAAAAGGCUUCAGCCAAGCAUUCUAUUGCAGAAUACACAUCCAGUCUCAUGCAAGUGAAAAUAACUUUCCCUGCACUCAUUGUCAGAAGAGAUUCCCAACCCAAUACAAGCUUUCUGUCCACGAGCGCUGGCACACCACGGAGCGCCCGUUCAUCUGUGAGCAGUGUGGGAUGCACUUCUUUCAUCCCAGUGGGCUGAAGAGGCACAUGGGCUAUCACAUUGGGAACCGCCCGUUCCUGUGUGCCCAGUGUGGAAAGACUUUUGUUUAUGAGUUUGACCUGAAGAAACACCAAAGGGACCAUGGCCCCAAGCCCAAGAUCCCAUGCCCUGUCUGCCAGAAGGUGUUUGGCAGCAACGGACUCAUUAAGGCCCACAUGUUUACGCACACCUCUGUAAAACCUUACAGAUGUGACAUAUGCGACAAGACCUUUAAACAGAGCAGCAGCUUGAGCAGUCACAAACGUCUGCACACGGGUGAACGCCCUUACCACUGCGACAUGUGUGGGAAGACGUACAAGCUGAAUCAGCACCUGAAGGAGCACAUAAUUAUCCACCACACGGCGGAGGGGCACCCCUGUGACCAGUGUGGAAAGGUCUUCAAGUUACCACGUCUUCUGAAGGCACAUGAGCGGUUGCACUCAGGAGAGCGAUCUGAGCAGACAAGGAAAUACAGUCACACCAGCCGUCGCAGGAGACAUUCCUCCAAAAUGAGUUGAUUUUCUGCACAGUGGCUGCCUUCCACACACACAAUGACUGGAAUGCUAGUUUUAUUGUUCUGACACAAGUUUAACUUUGUCAAAAAAUCCAAUGCCAUUGGCUGUAAUCAUGUCCUCAUUUUCUUUUUGUGAACUUGACCAUUUUGGACUAUAAUCCAGGAUUCCCUCGACUGAACAUUGACAAAUGGUAGAAUGUCUGGCUUAAUUCAUACAGAAAAAAACAUGUCCUGUUAGAUAACAAUUAAUGAUUGUGUCAUUAAAACAUAUUUGUUUGUGAUGCUUUUUUUUUUGGAUAGGUUAUUGAAAUUCCAAUGACAUAAGUGGUACAUUGACAGCUACUCAUUAAUUUCUCUUUUUGAGAGUAGUCAAUGGUUGCUGGAAGCCUUUACAAAAAAUAUGCACAACAUUUGGUGUGGAUAAAGGCAAAUAAAGUCACAAUUAUGUACCACUACUCAUUGUUUGUCUGUUUUAGUUGAAAACAUUCACAGCAAGGGAAACCUAGUAUUUGCUAGAAUGGUCCUGUGCGAUUACUUUUUAUAUUACAUUUAAAGUGUUUUAAGCCACAAAAGUUAAUUAAUAAAGAUUCAUACUUAUCCAGAUA
Salmo salar (Atlantic salmon) is the source of this 2108-nucleotide messenger RNA. RefSeq lists its product as uncharacterized. NCBI's taxonomy places the organism in Eukaryota, Metazoa, Chordata, Actinopteri, Salmoniformes, Salmonidae. The record is from RefSeq and is a predicted model, not a curated record.